AUGUCUGGUGAAGUGGGAGAUUUGAUUAUAAAAUGGAGUGGACAAGAGUAUGUUAUAUCGGGUUUGGUUGAAACAGACACAGUAGCAGAUCUCAAAGAUGCCGUCUUUAAGAAAACAAACGUUUUACCAGAAAGACAAAAAUUAUUAGGACUUAAAAUCAAAGGUAAACUUCCAGACAAAGAGAUCCAGUUAUCCACAUUACAGAUCAAACCUAAAACUAAGAUAAUGAUGAUGGGGACAAGGGAAGAAGAGCUGGCCAAAGUAACAGAACCACCUGCUGUCAUGCCAGAUGUUAUAAAUGAUUUUGAUAUUGAAGAAGAUGAGAUAGCCAUUGAAAAUAGAGAAGAGUUCUUGGCCAAGAUAGAAAAAAGAAUUAAAGACUAUGAAAUCAAAAUACUUAAUGAACCAAGAGAAGGGAAGAGAUUAUUAGUCUUAGAUAUUGAUUAUACUCUUUUUGAUCACAGAUCAGUUGCAGAAACUCCUGCUGAAUUAAUGAGACCAUAUUUACAUGAUUUUUUAAAAGCAGCAUAUUUAUAUUAUGAUAUAGUUAUCUGGUCUGCCACUGGUAUGAAAUGGAUAGAAACUAAAAUGAAUGGUUUAGGUGUUAGUUCUCAUAAAGAUUACAAGAUCUGCUUUUAUCUAGAUAGUGAUGCUAUGAUAUCUGUACAUACUCCAAAAUAUGGCCUUAUAGAUGUCAAACCACUGGGUGUGAUAUGGGGUAAAUAUAAACAAUGGAGUGCUGCUAACACUAUCAUGUUUGAUGAUAUCAGAAGAAAUUUCAUAAUGAAUCCACAGACUGGAUUAAGAAUCCGACCAUUCCGUAAAGCCCAUUUUAAUCGUGAUAAAGAUAGUGAAUUAUUAAAGUUAAUGUGGUAUUUAGAAGAUAUUACUUGUGAGAAAGAUUUUUCUGUCUUAAAUCAUAAAGAUUGGGAAAAGUAA
Molecule: messenger RNA, 939 nt
Organism: Lottia gigantea (owl limpet)
Lineage: Eukaryota; Metazoa; Mollusca; Gastropoda; Lottiidae
Exons: 8
Coding region: 1-939 (312 amino acids)
Biological process (GO): protein dephosphorylation
Cellular component (GO): nucleus
Molecular function (GO): protein serine/threonine phosphatase activity; protein binding
Source: RefSeq, a predicted model, not a curated record